AUGAACAACAAAACGACUCUCACAGCAGGUUUUGUAUUACCUUUAUUUACAGUCAUUUGUGGUUCAAUAGCUAGUAUAGUGUCCGCUAUUAUUUUGUUAAUUAUUAUUUAUCAUCAACAUAAUAAUCGAAUAAAACAAGAAGAAAGAAUUAAUUUGAUUUUAUGUGCUAAUAUUUAUCUUUAUAUUUUUCUUUGUUCAACAAUUUUAAUUUUACUAAAUAUUCAAACACUGUUAGGUGAUCUUUAUGGUUUGAAUUCUAAUUCAACACCAUGUGUAUUUCUUGGAUACCUUAAUGCUGUUUUGAUCUGUGCUUUAUAUUAUGGAUUUAUUGGUCAAGCUUUAUACCGACUUUGUCGUAUUGUAUAUCCAAAACACAAAUGGCUUCAAGUAUAUUGGCUUUAUAUUAUUGAAAUACCAUCUCAAUUUAUUAGUGCUUGUUUAAUUAUGUGUCCGCUCUACGUUUGGCAUGAUAUCACUUAUAUACCUGAUUUAUAUCAGUGUUUUAUACCAACUCACAAUAUUCUCGGUACCAUUUGGGUCGGAGUAAUUGGCCGAAGAAAGAAUAGACGGCCGAAUCGAUCGAAGGCGCUGAUUGGCUGUUGCGCUACAAAUUCAUCAAAAAAUAAAUCAAGUGUAAAAGAAUUGAUUCACGCAUUAAAAAAUGGUGAGAAACUUGAUUGUUUGCCUGAUGUAAUUCAGACUGGUGUAUUUUAUCGUCUUGCAUUAUGUUCAAAUACUCAAGAUGGGUACAAGUUAGAUCCUUUUCUAUGGAAAAAUACAGGCACAAUACCAUAUCCAAAAAAUAAUCCUGAAUUUAUCAAAAUUUAUUAUUCGUGCAUUAAUGCUGAGAAGAAAAAAGAUGGUCGAUGUGUAAAACAUGUUUAUAUAUCUAAAACAAAUGUUCUGGAUGUCCUUGUUCAUUAUCAUGGAAAUCUUGAUAUUGCAACAAAACAUUCACAUGGAAAUUCUCAAUUAAUCAAUUCUCAUGUACAUCGCAAUGUGCCUUCAUCAGUUGUUAAUGAAAUAGAUGGAUUAGUAACAACAAUGUCAGGUGCUGCUGCUUAUAAAACAUUAUCUGCUACAAUUGAUAAAGAUGGUAGUCCACGAAACGAAUAUCAAUGCAAAUAUCGACGAAGAAAAUAUUUAGAAAGUCAACGAAUCAGCACAGAUGAAAUUCUUAAUAUUGGUCUGUUAGGUUAUGAACUUAAUGGGUUUUUCAAAUUCAUGUUAUGGCAACCACAAUUAGUUAUCGUCUUGAUGCAUGAUCAAAUGAAAAAACAAUUUUCAAGUCUUCUUAAACUAACUGAAGAAAUUAUUCCUUUAUAUUAUGAUACUACAUUUUCCUUGGGUGAAGUUUAUGUUUCAAUAUUGAGUUUUCGACAUACAAUGUUUACUGAACGACCAAUACUUCCAAUUGCCAUUCUAAUGCAUGACACUAAACAAGAAUAUGCACAUGAUAAUAUAGCUCGUGUACUUGAAAUGGAAUUACCAGAUUUGUAUAAAAAAUGUGUAUUUAUAACAGAUCAUGAAAUCGGAUUUAAAAAUGCUUUUCGAAAAUGUUAUCCUACAAUGCCACAACUUCGUUGCUGGAAUCACGCACUAAAAGAUAUUAAAAUUGCUGCUAAAAAGUACUUACAUGUUGAACAACAAUCACAAACUACUGAACAACAACAAACACCAUCUGAUGAACAACAAACAUCUAAUGAAGAUACACAAAUGAAGAUUGAACAACAAGAUGAUAAUCUUUUAACAAAAAAACAACUUGUAGCUUGUGUUAUGGAAGAAAUCAAAGAUCUUCUACGUUCAACCACUCGUGAUGAAUUUAUCAAUGAAUAUGCAAACGUUUCUCAGUCGUGGUCACCAGAAUUUUAUCAUUACUUCGAAACAUAUUGUUUACCAUCAAUCGAUGAGUUAGGUGCUUGGUCUAGUCUUCCGAUGAAUCUAUUUGAUGAUAUGUCUGGUGUAACAAGUAAUCCUAGUGAAAGUAUCAAUGCUGUGUUCAAGCGGUGGCUUUGUUGGAAAGAAUUAUCACUUGAUGCAUUAGUUCAAAUGUUUUAUUUAGUAUUAGGUUAUUAUGUCAAUGAAAUUAGACGUGGUUUUUCUGGAUAUGGCAAUUAUCAUUUACAAUUAAAAUAUAAUGAUUCAAAGGUUGAUCCUGCUCUACUAACAUUUGUUUCUGGAUUUUCACCUGAUGUGGCUGUUGAAAAAAUGAGAUCUCUGUUACUUAAGCGAAAAUCAUCUGAAAAUCAUGGCGAUUCUGGAAUGAAUUCUAUAAUAACUAAAUUGGAUUUUAGCAGCUUGAACAAUGAUGGUGAUAUUAGCAUUUUACAAGAUUCUGCGAUGAAUCCAGCUCUUCAAGAUACAUCGAUUCAAGGUCCAACAGAAGAUAAUGAUAAAUCUUCCUAUCGUGCAACAUUAAGUAAUACUGAUCGAGCUGAACUUCAUAUUCAACAAGGUUUAGUGAAAUUUCAUGAAGAUAGUGGAGCUUUUAUUGUACGUUCUCUUGAUCAUAAUUUGGUUCAUGCUGUUCAUAUGAGUGAUCCUAAACGACUUUUUCGAUGUUCAUGCUCAAACACAACGCAAAGUUGUUUUCAUAUACUUUGUGUUAAAGUAUAUUUGAAGAUGCCGAUGGACAAGUCCAAUGAAAAAGUUAAUCUUGGUCAUUCACGAAAACGUAGAAGAAUCGAAGACAAGAUCACAAAGCCUGGUGGAAAACGACCUCGUCGAUGUGAUAAAGAUCCAGAAAAGAAAAAUACAUCUCCAUAUUUUCAUUCGAAUGAGAACAGUUCAACAAUUCUUUCACAAACAAAACAAAUAGGCAUUGCUUCUCAAACAGCUUCAUUAAAUAAUCCAUCAUCGAUUACUCGUGCACUUACAGAUAUAUCUAAUGUACCUUCAAGUUCAACUGCUCUUGAUUCUAUUCAACGAAGAAUAACAUCGAUUCGUUUUGUCACACCAAUAAAUAUCAGUAUGCCAUUACGACAAUCAACCGAAUCCUUAGUUCUUAAACCACUCUAG
This is a messenger RNA of Adineta steineri, 3018 nucleotides long. The record is from the annotation of a GenBank genome assembly. NCBI's taxonomy places the organism in Eukaryota, Metazoa, Rotifera, Eurotatoria, Adinetida, Adinetidae.